Molecule: messenger RNA, 1970 nt
Organism: Myotis myotis
Lineage: Eukaryota; Metazoa; Chordata; Mammalia; Chiroptera; Vespertilionidae
Gene: MVB12B
Product: multivesicular body subunit 12B
Exons: 10
Coding region: 91-1029 (312 amino acids)
Biological process (GO): virus maturation; regulation of epidermal growth factor receptor signaling pathway; viral budding
Cellular component (GO): late endosome; ESCRT I complex
Source: RefSeq, a predicted model, not a curated record
CCCGCCGCUGCCGGGGAGGCUCGCGCUCGAGCUGCGGCGCCGGCCCCGCCGCCUGGGCCCCGGCCCGGCCCCUCCCGCGCCGCCCGGGCGAUGAGAAGCUGCUUCUGCGUGAGACGGAGCCGGGACCCGCCGCCGCCCCAGCGGGGAACAGACAAGUCCACCAUGCCUGAAGUCAGAGACCUUUCAGAAGCCUUGCCGGAGACGCCCAUGGACCCCAUCACAGGCGUGGGGGUGGUGGCUUCGCGGAACCGUGCCCCGACAGGCUACGAUGUAGUCGCACAGACAGCAGAUGGUGUGGACGCUGACCUCUGGAAAGACGGCUUGUUUAAAUCCAAGGUUACCAGAUACCUGUGCUUCACAAGAUCAUUUUCCAAAGAAAAUAGUCAUUUAGGGAACGUGUUGGUGGACAUGAAGCUCAUUGACAUCAAGGACACUCUGCCUGUGGGCUUCAUCCCGAUCCAGGAGACGGUGGACACACAGGAAGUGGCUUUCAGAAAGAAGAGGCUGUGCAUUAAAUUCAUCCCCCGGGAUUCCACGGAGGCGGCGAUCUGUGACAUCCGGAUCAUGGGCCGGACCAAGCAGGCCCCCCCGCAGUACACGUUCAUUGGGGAACUGAACAGCAUGGGGAUCUGGUAUCGAAUGGGCAGAGUUCCAAGAAACCAUGACUCAUCUCAACCCACAACACCUUCCCAGUCGUCAGCUGCUUCCACCCCAGCCCCCAGCCUUCCCAGGCACAUCUCCCUGACGCUGCCCGCCACCUUCCGGGGCAGGAGCAGCACGCGGGCUGACUACGAGUACCAGCACUCCAACCUGUACGCCAUCUCAGCAAUGGAUGGUGUGCCUUUUAUGAUUUCAGAGAAGUUUUCUUGUGUUCCAGAAAGUAUGCAGCCCUUUGACCUGCUGGGAAUCACCAUCAAGUCUCUGGCGGAGAUAGAGAAAGAGUACGAGUACAGCUUCCGCACCGAGCAGAGCGCCGCCGCCAGGCUCCCGCCCAGCCCCACGCGCUGCCAGCAGAUCCCGCAGUCCUGAGGGCCCAGCUGCCUCCUGCCUCCUGCGGGGAGAAGACGCAUCGCCCGGCGCCCGAGUGCCCGCCUCGCCCGCCCCCUCCGCCGCCCUCCACUGCCCCACCGGCUCGGUGGGGCGACUCGGGCAGCUGAGCUCUCCAUCCCGGUCAUCAGCUUGCCUGACAUGACGCCCCCCUCCCUGGGGACAUUCAUAACCUCGACUAACCUGUGUGUGCCGUAGCGACGGCUCCUGACGUGUCCGUGUGAGGAGCAGUCAUCCUUAAACAGCCCUGCAGCCGGGGCCACCAGUGACUCCCUUCCCUCCCGUCGCUGCCGCCAGCCACUGCCCCUCCUGGGAGACCCAGGCGGCUCCCAUCACCCGCCCAGCGGCUGGAGCAAGGCCCUCAGCCCCACUGCAUCAGGUGCCCCAGCGCCUCACGACGGCUCUGCCCGAGGAGGAAGAGCCGGUGGCCCAGGUGGACCGCGCCUGACUCCCCACCCGCCGUGAGCAUCCGAGCUGGGACUCGGCACAGGAUCCACACGGACGCCCUGAGGUCAGGGGCAGCGUGCCCGGCGCUCCCUGCCCAGGACGCUGUGCUCACCACCUCACACCCACGUCCCCCCAAAGGGCUCGUCUCUGCAGUGCCCACGUGCCAUCAGCAGUGCCAACUGCCUCUGCCCGGUGCCUGACCCGGGACCACAGCCACUGGCCUCCCAGGUUGUCGAGGAAAGAGGCUCUGAGCAGGGCCUGCCGCGUCCCACCGCCUCCGCUCACAGGAACAGCUGGGAACAGUCCGUCUGACCCUGGUCGUCGAACCGGGACCGGCACUGACCUUUCUGCCACGAGUGGCCAGUGGACACAGCGCCGCUGCGGAGUCCACCUCGACCCGCAUCUGCCAUGAGCACGGGGUCCGCUGUGCCUGGAGCAGUGAGGGCCCCACCAGGACGGCAGCACGGGGGGGGGGG